AUGACUGAAAUUCCAACGCUGUAUCAGGACCUUUCCUCAAGCUCUUUGCAUCCGCCUCCGGCGCGAGAGGACGCGCAGAUGUGCUAUGCGCAGCUCUCCGCGUCCGAGAUGGGUAUCCUGGCCUUCGCGCGUCUGAUGGACGACGCGAGUGGCAACGCCGUCGCUGAAGCCCCACCAUUCUGGCUCGAGCCCACUGCGCCUCUGACCACCUUCUCGCCAAAGCCAACCUACGCCACUACUGGUCCGUGGACCCAAGAGACGAUGACCCCUACCACCGUCGAUAACGCCACCGACUGGAUCGCACAGCAAGCUUUCGACUGGACCUUGGCGCCGCAUUCUCCUACCCCAUCCCUCUCCUCCUUCGCGUCCACCCUCAGCCCAUCACCGUCGUCUCCAGCCCCUCUCACCCCCGAUGGCUUCAACUUCGGUUCCGAUCUAUCCAUGGACUGCACUGCGUACCAGGCCACCCUCUUCGACAACCGAGCAGUACCCUUCGGCCUCGUUGAUCCCGUGUAUCAUCAAUCGAUCGAUGCAAUCUACCCAACGUACUCGCCGCCGCGUCAUGACGCCUGGCACCCGCCGUCGACAAUUCAAUCGAUUCAUCCAUCGCAUGAGGUCGACCAACGUCGACCAGCGUCGGGUGCCCAGAGGACCUCCAAGAAGACACGAUCGCUAACGUCUGGCCCAUACGACAGAGCAUCCUCCCAUCGCAAGCAACACAUCGCAGACCACCAACGCCUCAACUUCCCCGACGAACGUGACAAGCCUUAUCGUCGUGCUGAGCAGCAGCCGUGCGCGACGCCAGCGGCCAGGCAUCGAGUCCAGCCAGGCGGUCUCUCGGUGCCAUCUCCAGGUGAUCCAUUCGGAAGUUGGGCCAACCAACACGGAGUUUCUCCUCCGUCAACGCUGGAGGAGAAAACACCCAAUCAUGUAUUAUCGAGCCAGUGGGUAGGGAGCGGCGCAUCCGCCGCUCCUACCCCGGUUCACCAAAGGAAAUCUAGGAGGAACCCUAGCACGAAGCCGCCUCAAGAGACGAAGGCCGCCAACCAACCGGCCACUCGCAAACCCAGGAGGGAUGACGGCUUCGGAAAGUGGGGAAACCCAGUUCCAGACGAACUAACCUUCGUCCAGACAGACACGCACCCUCAGCUUAGAGACCGCUUUAUGCUCUUCAACGGCCCACCUACUCCGACGGCUGCGCAGAUGGAGGGCAGUAGUUCAAAACCGAUUAGGGUGAGGUGGAACUAG
Messenger RNA from Cyclocybe aegerita, 1248 nucleotides. The record is from the annotation of a GenBank genome assembly. NCBI's taxonomy places the organism in Eukaryota, Fungi, Basidiomycota, Agaricomycetes, Agaricales, Hemipholiotaceae.